AAACGUUGGGCUACCUUUGUGAGAUUGGAGAAUUUGUUUGAGGAAUUCCGAGUGCAAGGACCUCGCAUACUCGGUCCUGGAGUACUGUUCCGUGGGCCGCAGUGGGAUAAGAAUUUGUGGACCCUUUGUUCGGAUGUGAUUCAGUGGGAUAAGAAUAGGACCAAGUUGAAGAGGAAAGCAUCACAGACUGUGGGCAUCUCGACAAACAAUGGUGCAGAAUCUGCUAAAUUUUGGAUAAAACGCUCCAAAAGUUGUUGAUAUUCUCGAAUUUUUUUGCGGUGACCUCUGCAUCCCAUUUCCUUAUCAGCAACCUUGGAUUCUUUGCAACUCUCCGAUUUCUGAUUUGAGAUGAAACAGAGUUAGAUAGAUACUGUUGAUGAUAAAAAAUACUGGCUGACAUUGUCAUUGUUGCGGACUGAACAAUACCCUGACUCUGUUGGGUGUGAAUUUCAUCGAGAUCUCCUCUUCAGAAUCGUACUCAAGCAAUUUUGACUAGCGUAUUUUAUCCGCAUACCUGUAACCUUCGGAGUAUAUUAUGACGGACACCGUUUGGGUUUAGUGUACUUUAUCUGAAGUGUAAGCACUCCGGGGCUGUGUUAGUGGUGUAUAGGUGCUCAGUGUUGUUUGGGAUAUACAGAGGAGUAACACAGCAUCCAAGGAGAAAUUACGAGCCGAGUGUGCUUUCAGAUGCAUGGAGCUGACCUGUGCAUAAGAAGCUGGAUUCUGCAACCGGAUUUCUGUAUCUGAGUGUGGAUAUUCUCAAGCCUUUGGUUUAUAAUCGUGAAUCCAAACUUGUAGUUCAGUUGGAUUUUCGUUGAGUGGAAUUCUGCAACUUGGGAUAGCAAGGUCAUAUAUUGUGUGAGGAUUUCAUGUCUACCUCUCCGUCAUAAGGAUCAACUGCCUUGGACUACCUCAAUAACGACGUACAUGUAACAUUCUAUGUGCCACACCCAAGUGUCAACGGGUUCUCAGCUAAACGGAAUACUUCUCAAUUUUGACUCAUAGGGAGUGUACACACUUGCAACUGUAGGGGAUGACACAGUAACAGAAAACGAUCACCAUUAAAGGAUUAACCCGAUUACUACACAUAUGAUGGUGCUGAAAAGAUAGCAUUAAUUUCUCUCGUGAAACGAAUCAUGGCGUCAACACGUUCAUCAUUUGCCGUGUGCCUCAUCCUAGCGGCGAUCGACUUCAUUCUCGCCGAUGAAAUUCCAAAAUUCAUCAAAGAACCAGAGUCAGUCAUAGUGAAAGCGCGCGGGAAGGUCGUCCUCCGCUGCACUGUAGACUUACCAGCCGCGCGGAUACGAUGGAAAUAUAACGGCGACUUUAUAGAGACUAACGAAGACGAGGGCGUGAUAAUAAAUGGCGGGACGUUACAUAUAAAAUCUUUUAAACAUUCGAAACGACAUAAACCUCACGCGGGGAAAUAUCAGUGUGUUGCUAAUACUUCUAUAGGUGCUGUGGCCAGUUUGGUGGCUGAAGUUCAAAAAGCAGAUAUCGAUCGUUUUGAUCGGAAUCUUCCCGAUAUCAUAGUAAACGCAACGAAGGGGAACGUGGCGCUGGUACCGUGUGUUCCACCAGAGUCGUCACCGAGCCCUAUCUUGACGUUCGAGGUCAAUUCCACAGUCAUAGACAAUGAAUAUUCAGUUCGCCAUAAAAUCUUACCAUCUGGUGCGUUACAAAUUGAGGAUGCUCGACCCAUUGACCAGGGCACGUACAUCUGCCGAGCGGAGAAUCCCAUCACGGGAAAGUUACGAGGGGCAUUUCAGAAAGUCACCCUCAGAAUACUAAAUCCUGUCAUCAACGCACCACCCAGGGUCAUCCAGGCCCCCCCAAAGAAAUCCGCAGCUCGAAUAGGCAGCAACUUGACGCUAGAAUGUGUGAUGAAUGGCGCGCCCGUACCGGUCGUAAACUGGAUCAAAUAUGGCGACGUUUUACCCGAGGGGCGAUACGAACAGAUGAUGGGGAAUCUUCUAUUGGUGGAUAUUCGGUUGGAGGAUGCGGGGACGUAUAUAUGUCAGGCGGAGAAUGGUCAGGGGAUGCAGGCAACAGGUGUUGCUGUGGUGGAGGUGUUAGAAAUGCCAACCAUCGACACGCCCCCUAGUGACCAAACAGUUACUGAGGGCGACACUGUUGUGUUUAACUGCCUAGCGACGGGGAAGCCAAAGGUUAAGACAAGUUGGUUGUACAACGGGCAGCCCGUGUUCAGGGAUAGCGCCGUCUCGAUAACAGAACUUGGUCCAAGCAAUGAGACGACCUUGACCUUACACCAAGUGAGCCUGAACCAAGCCGGCUUCUACCAGUGCAUGGCUCAGAGCAGAAUCGGCAUGGCAACCGCCGCUGCCUGGCUACGCGUCAAGAAGCGCAAGACGCCCCUCCCGCCCGCUAUCAAGGCGGAGUCUGACAAGGAUGGCGCUACGGUCAAGCCGCAGGCAAUCGCGCCGGAUCAUGAGCCGAAUCAUAGUGCUGUCACUCGGCCGAGCAUCAACAUCGGGCCGUCCAACACCACCGUCUCCGAGGGUCAGACGGUCACUCUUCUCUGCCUCACCGAGGACGCCGAUGUCGUCUCCUGGCUAAAAGAUGGCACCCCCAUCGAUUACGCCCUUAACGAACGCCAUGAGGUGUCAUCCGCCGAUUCACUCCAGAUUGAUAACGUACAGUUGACUGAUUCGGGCGAGUACAUGUGCUUGGCGUCCAAUCAGCUUGGAUUCAGCACGGCGAACGCCUUCGUCGAAGUGACAGAUUCCCUGGUCAAUAUCGGUAUCCCAGACCUGAUGCCAGGCCCUGUCUUUCCGCCCUUAAACCCAAAGGAGGACAAAUCAAACCCGACGUCCUCACCGACAGGAAACGCAACCUCGGACCCAGUUCAGCAGAAUACGACAGAUGGCUCAACAACGACUACAACAACAUCGAAGAUGAUCGAGAGAGUCAUUUUAACGAAUAACAGUGCAGCGAAACCGCAACUGCCAAAGAAACCGAGUGUUUUCGAUACAGAUUUGACGCAUUUUGAUUAUAAUGAAAAUACUGACGAUAUUAUCCUUCUUACGACGCGUGCGCCGCCUGGCGGGGUGACGAUGCCACCUUUUGGUAGUGACGGGCGACGUGGGAAGAAUAAGAAUAAGAAGAAGGACCGCGACCGCGACCGUGAGCGCGACCGUGAGAGGGAACGAGAGCGGGAACUUGAACGAGAGAGGGAACGAGAGCGCGGAAGGAAUCGCGACCGUAAGAAGAAGAAGAAUCGUUCAGGAGAAGUACUGGUGCCGCCCUCUAAACCGAAAGUUACAAAGCUCUCCGACAAUUCUGUCAUGCUCAAGUGGUCAGUGUCGGAUAACGAGGGAUUACGCAUCAGGUUUUUCCGCGUCCAAUAUCGGGAACUUUCGAACAGCAAGAAACGCGGCAGCUGGGAAACGAUCGAAGAUGACAUAUCUGCCGUCACGCGGCAAUAUGAAGUCGCCGGUCUGAAACCCGGCGCGACUUAUAAAUUCCGGAUUGCAGCGGUGUAUUCGAAUAAUGAUAAUAAGUUGGGGCCGAGUUCGGGCCGGUUUAAAUUGAGUGUUGAACCGACGCGGCGUCAGCAUCCUCCCGUCGCUGGUCCGGUGAUCGUGGAAGCUAAGAGUAUGUCGCCAUCGGAUGUAGCUAUAAGAUGGAAGUAUCUGCCACUCGGGACGAUAGCCGUGGAGGGUUUCUUUAUCUUCUACAAGCCGUACGGUUCGCAGGAGGAAUUCAAACGACAGGAAGUCUUCGGCGGGAAUCUCGUUAAUUACGUCCUUAACCGGUUGAGGCCAGAUACUGAGUACGAGAUCAAGAUGCAGUGUUUCAAUUCGGCCGGAGAGAGCGACUUCAGUAACACUGUCGUAAAGAGAACACUGGCAUCAUCUGGGAGUUCCGGUGCCUUCCCUGGCGAGACUGACUACUACCCCGGGGUCCCUGUUGACGAAAAUCCCUUCAUGAAGAAGCCGAAUCGCAAAAAUGUCCCGUACGACGCCAACACAUUCGACGUUAUCAACACAUAUGAUAAAGAUGGACAGGAAAAACCCGAGUUGACCCCGACGCAAACACAGGAAGAGGAUCAGUUCGAGAGGAAAAUGAAUACGCAGUCGAGUUCGAUGCUUUUGUAUAUGGUCCUCGGGAUCGUACUAGGGGUCAUGAUGUUGCUGCUCGUCAUUUUCAUGGUCAUGUGCGGUUUGAAACAGCGACAGCAGCGUCGAAUGAUGGGUACGUUUAGAGCUAAAGCUGAGCUCGAUGCUAGUAUGCGACAUAAAUUCCAUGACCCUGCUCAACGUAUCCACAACGAUAAUAUACGUAAAAAAUACAUGAAUGGCGGAUUCGCCCUGAACGGAAUCUCGCAUCAAAAUGGCGGCGGGAUUUACGCUAAUGCUAACGGGAGUAUACGAAAUGGUUACCUCCCGAACCAACAGGGGAGCAAAGUGAAUAUUAGCGUUAAUCCAAUGACGCAGUUGGACCACCAGCAUUAUCCAGAGCAGAACGGGACAAUAAAGUCCAAUGGGGAGCUUGCCCACAAUCUGCAGGAGAUCCUCAUGAAUGGGGAUGUUAUAUAUAAUAGUCUCGAAAGGCAGAGCCACGGGCCACCAAGUUUCCAUGAAAGUCAAGACCCUCACUAUCAGGAGCUAAUGAAUUCAGACCCCCUGCUGGUUCCGCGGCAACAAGACGGUUCUGAUACGGAGGAUGUUCAUAAUGGCGUGCAGGCGCCGGAGUUCCAGUACACAACCGGACAGAACCACCACACAAGACAAAGCACCUUUAAACCGGAACCACCGGAUCCAAGCCGGAUUCCAAACCGCUCACACGAACAACUUAAUCCAAAUUACGACCCGUACGAUAGUUGUCAUAAUAUGGGGACGCAAUAUGGCGGCUCGUAUUCAAGGUCACAUGACCAGAUACCUAAAUCGCCGUACGACUAUACGCCGCGGUCGCAACAAGACUUUACGAAUCAUUCGCUGAAUCAUUCGUUGAAUCACUCAAUGACACAUCAAAUGGCUCAUUCGCCACAUGACCACCAGGGCGGCGUUUAUAGUAAUAAUUUAUCGGAGCCGUCGCCGAAGGUUCGACAGAAACGGCGACGGCGAAGUCGGGAUAAAUCCAAUAUGAAGGAUCAGUCAACGAAUACAGAUUACAGUAGUAAUGAUGGUACUCUUGAUAACCACAGUCUAACAUAUCGAUCGCUAGACACGUUACGUCGCGAGGAGGCCUACCAUCGCCGAAGUCCAGUUAUAUGUCCCGAUAUUCCCCAGGUGCACGAUUACAGUGAUUAUAACUUCGACUAAACUCGUCUUGGGUUUCGAAUAGUUUAAAAUAUAUCGCCGAAUUCGGGACAUGUUGACACAUUGUGGAUAGUUUACUGAAGGAGUAUCCCAAAGGUGGAACAAUGCUAUGUGGUAGCGCGACCGUGAGGUAUUCCGUUACGUUUCACGAUCGCAGGUGUUACCAAGGCUGCAAUGCGGUAAUGGUAAUUGAACUUACCAUGAGAAGUGUUGUUACCGUGAUUGGUAAUUUAUUGGACCAGGGCUGCGGUGCGGUAAUGGUAAUUGAUCUUACCAUGAGAAGUGCUGUUACCGUGAAUGGUAAUUAUUGUUACCAUGUUGACGAUUGGGAAGUGUUGUUACCAAAUAUGGUAAUAGACUGAGCAUGUCGGAUUCUGUUUCAAGAUAUGGUAAUGGAUAUUACCAGGAGGUUAUCAUUACCAUAUUUGUAGAAGGAAGGUACUUAGUAAGGAUGUCACCAGACGUGGUCAUGAAAAUGAAUACGAGGAUGAUGGUUAACAAAAUUGGUGAGGAAAAUUUUCGGAAAUGUCCUUAUGGAAAAAUAAGCGCAAAUUUUGCUUGGGGCAUUCUGAAAAAGCUGGAAUGGAACAGAACGAAACAGAACGAAACGAAGGCAUUGAUGUGGUAUACAAGCACUAGGUGGCUCUGGUUGCGACUGAUGGUAGUUUCAGUGUUUACUUGUUGCCAUGGCAAUACGAUGAGGCAGCUCGUGACUGACUUGAGACAACGUGUCCAGCUACAGCAGUAGAUAAAGCCCGAAGAUUUUUAAAUGCAUUUUUUCUUCGGAAAUGGAGUCAGCUGUGUACGUUUUGGUCAAAGUUUUAGGGUCACAUUUUUCAUGUAGCAGAGUUUUUCGGCUACAGAUGAGAUUAUUUCCAUUUCACCCUAAUUAGUGCCUUUCGAGAUGUGGAGUAUCCAAUGUGAAGUGUGCAUAAUUUCUGGACUGGUUAGGGUGGAAUUGAAUAAAAAGCCAGCGAUAAUUUUUAGACAGAACAGGACGAAAGCAAUAUACGGCAUAAUAUCUUCUGAGGGACCCUGUGAUACUAGCCUGUCAUACCUGCGACGAUCUGAAUGGACUUGCCUGUAAUUGAAAAUGACUUAUGAUGGAACAGUCCACUUUGGCUUCAAAGGUAUGAUCAGGUGCAAAUGAGCUACUUUUCUGAAACCUGCUUGAACAUUGUCCUGUGAUGCUUUAAACCUGGCUUUCUUACGAGAUUCUCGAACGACAUUUGUUUUUAGGAAACGAAAAAUUAUCUUGAUAAUGUUGGUGUAGUGACAGGACGGACGUUCAAAUAGGUGCCAUGCAUUGUUAGUAAAUGCCUAAACAUCGUCAUAGCAACGAUGUAUUUAUUUCAUUUGUGAAAUAUUGAACAAACUUUGAUGAUAUUUGUGCAGUUUGGAAUUACUCAUUUGCAUAAUUUAUGCAUAAUAUUGUCACAUGACAGACCCGACUGGAUCUUGUUUACAUGAGUGGUGCUGUGUGUACUUACCAUUUUGUUUACAGAAAACGGACUGACGCAUUAACUAAUUGCUGUUGGUACCUGUUGCCAUUUUUUUGGAACAUUCUGUAAUGUAGAAAUCAUUAGCAACCAUUUUGUGCUGCUUGGUAACCGUUUGUGUUGCUUAGUAACCAUUUAUGUUGCUUGUGUUGCCUAGCAACCAUUUGUGUUUGGCGACCAGUUUGUGUUACUUGGUAACCAUAUUUGUUGCCUGGCAACCAUGUGUGUUUGGUAACCAUUUUGUGUUGCUGGGUAACUUGGAGACUGGUAACAAUUAAAUGGGGCACAUUAAAACGCUUCCAGGCAUGGUAAUCUUUUACAAUGCCUUGUAACCAUUUACCAAAACCGGUAACAAUUUACCGUAUUCCUGGUCACCAGUUACCAUGGCUUGCUAGGAUUCACCGCAUGCCUAGUAACCAGCUACCAUGCCUGGUAAGGAUUUACCACAUACCUGGCAACCAGUCACACCGCGCCCGGUAACCAUUUGCAACUUAUCUUGUAACAAUUCACUGAAAAUCAUCAUCACAAUUUGUUUUUGAUAUAUGUA
Molecule: messenger RNA, 7328 nt
Organism: Lineus longissimus
Lineage: Eukaryota; Metazoa; Nemertea; Pilidiophora; Heteronemertea; Lineidae
Product: brother of CDO-like
Exons: 21
Coding region: 1137-5285 (1382 amino acids)
Biological process (GO): cell-cell adhesion
Cellular component (GO): plasma membrane
Molecular function (GO): protein binding
Source: RefSeq, a predicted model, not a curated record